UGAGUUUGAGCUAGAAGCUGGCUGCUUGAUAUUGAUGUGAAAGUGAAAGCAUAUAAAGUGAAAUUAGUGGGAGAUUUUCUUACCUAAGUACCCAACAGAUUAGGUGAAAGAAGAAAAGUGUGUGCUUUAGUGUUCUCCACUUCUCCUAAUUCAAAGUUUCAAACUAAGCAUAACUGCGUUUAUUGACUGAUCUCCAAAUUCAAUUCCCUUUAGUCAACUAUAUUCGGAGUACUUCUGGAAAUUAAUAUUGUCUCUUGUGCUUAGUUUUCUGAUGCUUCAAUUGUUCAUAUUCAUGUAGUUGGGACCAAGAUUGAGGCUUUGGCUUAGAAAAUGGACAAGAAAAUAGAGUCUUUGUUCAUUUUCUUGAUCAUAUGGACAGUGGUUCAUAUUGUGAGUGGUGACCCUGUUGAAGAUAAGCAAGCUUUGCUUGAUUUUCUUCACAAUGUUUCUCAUACACGCCCUCUAAAUUGGAGUGAAAACUCAUCUGUAUGCGGAAACUGGACUGCAGUGAUCUGCAACAAAGAUGAGUCCAGAAUCAUAGAGCUUCAUUUGCCUGGAGCUGGCUUACGUGGUCCAAUUCCUCCCAACACUCUCAGCCGUCUGUCUUCUCUUUCUGUUCUGAGUCUCAGAUUGAAUAGCUUAACAGGUCCAUUCCCUUCUGAUUUUGCUAAACUUGGGAAGUUAACCUCCCUUUAUCUUCAGUCCAACAAGUUCUCAGGGCCAUUGCCUUUGGACUUUUCGGUUUGGAAGAAUCUCACUGUCCUGAAUCUCUCCAACAAUGCAUUUAGUGGGAGCAUCCCUUCUUCGAUUUCCAACUUGACUCAUUUGACAUAUCUGAGUCUAGCUAACAACUCACUUUCGGGUGAAGUUCCUGACCUCAAUGUUCCUAGUUUGCAGCAGCUUGAUCUAGCAAACAAUAAUCUCACAGGCAGUGUGCCUAGGUCUCUUGAAAGGUUCCCAAGUUCUGCCUUUUCGGGUAACAAUCUUUUAUCACUAGCCCUUCCCCCGGCUCUUCCUGUUCAACCACCUAGUUCUUUUGUACCAAGUAAGCACAAGAAGUUGUCUGAGCCUGCACUUUUGGGUAUCGUGAUUGGCGGGUGUGUGUUGGGGUUUGUUGUUAUUGCCUUUUUCAUGAUCGUUUGCUGCUCCAAGAACUCAGAUGGUGAUCAGAAUGGGCGUGUUGCAAAAGCACAGAAGAAACAAGCAUUUUCGAAGAAGGGAGCUUCAGGGAAUCGAGACAAGGAUAACAGGAUUUCCUUUUUUGAGGGCUCCAAUUUUGCAUUUGAUCUGGAGGACUUACUGAGGGCAUCUGCUGAGAUUCUUGGUAAGGGAACCUUUGGGACAACUUAUAAGGCAGCUUUGGAAGAUGCAAAUACUGUUGUGGUGAAGAGGUUGAAGGAAGUGAGCGCCGGAAAGAAGGAAUUCGAGCAGCAGAUGCAGACUGUUGGAAACAUCAGUCAUGAAAAUGUUGUGGCGCUGAGGGCGUACUAUUACUCUAAGGAUGAGAAGCUUGUUGUGUAUGAUUAUUUCGAGCAGGGAAGCACCUCUGCAAUGUUACAUGUUAAAAGAGGAGAGGGCAGGAUUCCACUUGACUGGGACACCCGACUCAAAAUAGCAGUUGGCGCAGCAAGAGGCAUUGCUCAUAUCCACACACAGAGUGGUGGAAAACUUGUCCAUGGAAACGUAAAGGCCUCGAACGUGUUCCUCAACCCUCAAGGAUAUGGUUGUGUGUCUGAUGUCGGCUUAUCAACACUGAUGAGUCCAAUGCCUCCACUGGCAGUGCGCAAUGGAGGAUAUCGUGCCCCAGAAGUGAUGGACACUCGGAAGUCUACCCCUGCAUCUGAUGUUUAUAGUUUUGGGGUGCUGUUGCUCGAGCUUCUCACCGGAAAAAGCCCAAUACAUACAACAGGCGGCGAAGAGGUUGUUCACUUGGUGAGGUGGGUGAACUCCGUUGUCAGAGAGGAAUGGACAGCAGAAGUGUUUGAUGUGGAGCUACUGAGGUACCCAAACAUUGAGGAGGAAAUGGUCGAAAUGUUACAGAUAGGAAUGUCUUGCGUGGCCAGAGUGCCUGAACAGCGACCAAAAAUGCCGGAUGUUGUGAAGAAUGUAGAAGAAAUUCGUCAAGUGAAUACUGCGACUCCAAUUAAUCAACCAUCUGCAUUAGAAAUAUCUACUCCAGCCAAAAUACCUUCAUCCUCUAAAGCACAAGCACAGGCAGCACAAGUACAAGCACAAGCGCAGGCAGCACAAGCGCAGGCGGCACAAGUACAAGCACAGGCACAAGCAGCACAAGCACAAGUACAAGCACAAACACAAGCAGUAGCUGAUAUAGGGCUCAUAGCAUCAACCUCUCAAGCACAAUCACAAACACAAGCUCAACCCCAAGCACAGGCACAAGCUCAACCACAAGCACAGCCACAGGCACAACCAAAGUAAAAUUCUUUCUUCAGUUAGUAGUUAUGAUUUUAUGAUCUUUAUUAUUUCAAGUGAUAUUCCAUCAGAAUUGGGAAAACUUUCUUUCUCCUAGUAGGAGUUCCUAUGUAUAAAUUGUCUUCUAUGAA
This is a messenger RNA of Argentina anserina (silverweed cinquefoil), 2561 nucleotides long. RefSeq names its product probable inactive receptor kinase At4g23740. Gene Ontology annotation, molecular function: ATP binding; protein binding; protein kinase activity. NCBI's taxonomy places the organism in Eukaryota, Viridiplantae, Streptophyta, Magnoliopsida, Rosales, Rosaceae. The transcript is spliced from 2 exons. Bases 331 to 2436 code for a protein of 701 amino acids. Gene Ontology annotation, biological process: protein phosphorylation. The record is from RefSeq and is a predicted model, not a curated record.